Messenger RNA from Caenorhabditis bovis, 1314 nucleotides. Lineage: Eukaryota; Metazoa; Nematoda; Chromadorea; Rhabditida; Rhabditidae. The record is from the annotation of a GenBank genome assembly.
AUGGCCGCUUCUAAGCCCGCUUACAAGGUUGCUGAUAUCAACCUCGCCGAUUUCGGACGCAAGGAAAUCACCCUUGCCGAGAAUGAGAUGCCAGGAUUGAUGGCAAUGCGCAAGAAGUACGGUCCAUCCCAGCCACUCAAGGGAGCCAGAAUUGCCGGAUGCUUGCACAUGACCAUCCAGACCGCCGUUCUCAUUGAGACCUUGACCGCUCUCGGAGCCCAGGUCCAAUGGUCGUCGUGCAACAUCUUCUCUACUCAGGAUCACGCCGCCGCCGCCAUCGCCAAGACCGGAGUUCCAGUCUACGCCUGGAAGGGAGAGACCGAUGAGGAGUACGAAUGGUGCAUUGAGCAGACCAUCGUCUUCCCAGAUGGACAGCCACUCAACAUGAUCCUCGAUGACGGAGGUGAUUUGACCAACAUCGUCCACGCCAAAUACCAACAGUACAUCCCGGGAAUCCGCGGACUCUCCGAGGAGACCACCACCGGUGUCCACAACUUGGCCAAGAUGCUCCAGAAGGGAGAGCUCAAGAUCCCGGCAAUCAACGUCAACGACUCGGUCACCAAGUCGAAGUUCGACAACCUCUACGGAAUCCGCGAGUCGCUUCCUGAUGGAAUCAAACGCGCCACCGAUGUGAUGCUCGCCGGAAAGGUCGCCGUCGUCGCUGGAUACGGAGACGUCGGAAAGGGAUCGGCUGCUUCAUUGAAGGCCUUCGGAUCUCGCGUCAUCGUCACCGAGAUCGAUCCAAUCAACGCCCUCCAGGCGGCCAUGGAAGGAUACGAGGUCACCACCCUUGAGGAAGCUGCUCCAAAGGCCAACAUCAUCGUCACCACCACCGGAUGCAAGGACAUCGUCACCGGAAAGCACUUCGAGCUUCUCCCAGACGACUCGAUUGUUUGCAAUGUCGGACAUUUCGAUUGCGAAAUUGACGUCAAGUGGCUCAAUGCCAACGCUGCCCACAAGGACACCAUCAAGCCACAGGUUGACCGUUACACUUUGAAGAACGGACGUCACGUCAUUCUUCUCGCUGAGGGAAGACUUGUGAACCUUGGAUGCGCCACCGGACAUCCAUCGUUCGUCAUGUCGAACUCGUUCACCAACCAGGUUCUCGCCCAGAUUGAGCUCUGGACCAAGCACGGAACCCCACAAGAGUACAAGCUCGGACUCUACGUUCUUCCAAAGUCGCUCGACGAGGAGGUCGCUUCGCUCCACUUGGAGAAGCUUGGAGUCAAGCUCACCAAGCUCAGCGAGGAUCAGGCCAACUAUUUGGGAGUUCCAGUCAACGGACCAUACAAACCGGACCACUACAGAUAUUAA